This is a messenger RNA of Mycotypha africana, 435 nucleotides long. RefSeq lists its product as uncharacterized. Lineage: Eukaryota; Fungi; Mucoromycota; Mucoromycetes; Mucorales; Mycotyphaceae. The transcript has a single exon. The coding region runs from base 1 to 435 and encodes 144 amino acids. The record is from RefSeq and is a predicted model, not a curated record.
AUGUCUCAGGCGGCUGACAACAGUUCGCAGCGCCUCGCUCUCUCAACCCGGGACCCUUAUCUUAAAGGUACCGUCCUUGACUCCAUACUCAUCGACACAUCUCAAGUUCGAGAUGUCAAAACCUUUUUCAAAGACCUUGCCGAUUAUUGUGGCGGCUCUUCGCACUUAUGGUACGUUAAGGAGCAACCACGUACUGAAGGCAAGCGUAUUUUUGUAGAAGCAGUAGUAUCAUCCCUUAUGCGGGAACAAAUGUGUUGUAAGGACGGCUUCCAUCUACCUUCCUUCAACAGUCCCUUUUAUGCUUUUGACUCUCUCUCUUCUGAUGAUGAUAUUGUUAAGAUCCAACUCUCCAAUCUCCCACCACAAUAUGGUCGACUGGAUGGUGGUUAUGAUGAAUUGAAACAGGAUAUUUUGAACAGUGCUGUCCCAUUUUGA